Lichtheimia ornata is the source of this 903-nucleotide messenger RNA. RefSeq lists its product as uncharacterized. The coding region runs from base 1 to 903 and encodes 300 amino acids. The transcript has 2 exons. The record is from RefSeq and is a predicted model, not a curated record. NCBI's taxonomy places the organism in Eukaryota, Fungi, Mucoromycota, Mucoromycetes, Mucorales, Lichtheimiaceae.
AUGCUCAAGAUUUUUGCUCACAAGAAGCGACGUGCCUCUAUCCUUGAUAUCUCUCAAAAGUCAUUGAGCAACCCCACAACCACCACCACAGCCUCUUCCAUUUACACUGCGACAACAUCCAUCCAUGGUGAUGAAUCGCCAAUCAUUCAUGUUCCCAAAAAACAGGUUCCUGUUAACAGCAGCAGUCCAAUUCUAAUGAUGCCAAAGCCCAAACAUGCCAUUCCUCCCACACAAGGUGUACUGGAUCCUGGGGAUAAGGAUAAGACUGAGCUCGAGGAACAACAACAACAACCAGCAGAAGAACGCGUCAUUCAAGAUAUACAAAGACGAAGAGCGUCAUCAUCAUUGGAUCUGGAUGAUCGUGUUGAAGCACUCCAACGACAAGUAUAUAUGAUUCAGCAACAACGUGAAUUGGAACGUGCACAAUGGAAGCAACGAGAACAAGAGCAUCGAUUGCGUGAAAGAGAAAUGAUGGAGAAAAUAUGCCAAACCCAGGAUCAAUUACGCAUGGCACUUGCUGGUAAUAGUCGUAACAGCAAUAGCCGUCCUCCUUCAAGACCACGUUCAACUUUGCUGCUCAUGGAUGAACAAGAGGAUGUGGAUUAUGAGAUCCCACCACCACCAUUGUACGCUGCUGCAGGUCAUCAUAGACGAGGUGGGUGUCGACAUCAACGCCCUAUGGCAUCUCCACGUCCACGAAGGAAUAGUGCAACAUCCAUCCAUAGUCGUCAUCAUUGGAGUUCUCCUGAGAGUGAUUAUGAGGAUGAAGAAGAGGAAGAUCAAAGGUACAACUUUUCACCAGGAGGAGGGCAACGACGACAUUAUCCUAGACCAAGACCAAGUGAAUCGACAACCCAACAAAGACGAGCAAGACGUCCCGUUUCAUAUUAUUGCUACCAUUGA